Messenger RNA from Tympanuchus pallidicinctus (lesser prairie-chicken), 3105 nucleotides. It is a transcript of the gene MAPRE2, whose product is annotated as microtubule associated protein RP/EB family member 2. The coding region runs from base 111 to 1091 and encodes 326 amino acids. Gene Ontology annotation, cellular component: microtubule plus-end; cytoplasmic microtubule; spindle midzone. Gene Ontology annotation, biological process: protein localization to microtubule plus-end; spindle assembly; regulation of microtubule polymerization or depolymerization. Gene Ontology annotation, molecular function: microtubule plus-end binding. The transcript is spliced from 7 exons. NCBI's taxonomy places the organism in Eukaryota, Metazoa, Chordata, Aves, Galliformes, Phasianidae. The record is from RefSeq and is a predicted model, not a curated record.
CGGCGGCAGCGGCGGCGGCGGCAGCGGCAGCGGCAGCACCACCUUCCGCAGAGCAGCGGCAGCAGCAGCAGCAGCGCAGCGCGGGGAGGCGCGGAGCCGCGGGAGCGCCAAUGCCCGGACCGACCCAAGCCCUGUCCCCAAAUGGCGAGAACAAUAACGACAUCAUCCAGGACAACGGCACCACCAUCAUCCCCUUCAGGAAGCACACGGUGCGGGGGGAGCGCUCCUACAGCUGGGGAAUGGCGGUCAACGUGUACUCUACCUCUAUAACCCAAGAGACUAUGAGCAGACAUGACAUCAUCGCAUGGGUUAAUGAUAUAUUAGCUUUAAACUACACAAAAGUUGAACAGCUCUGUUCAGGAGCAGCUUACUGCCAGUUCAUGGACAUGUUGUUCCCCGGGUGUAUAAGCUUGAAGAAAGUAAAGUUCCAGGCAAAGCUGGAACAUGAAUACAUUCACAACUUCAAGCUUCUGCAAGCAUCGUUUAAAAGAAUGAAUGUGGAUAAGGUAAUUCCAGUGGAAAAACUGGUCAAAGGACGCUUCCAAGACAACUUAGAUUUCAUUCAGUGGUUUAAGAAGUUCUUUGAUGCUAACUAUGAUGGGAAAGAGUAUGAUCCUGUGGAAGCUCGACAAGGCCAAGAUGCUCUUCCCCCACCAGAUCCUGGUGAACAAAUCUUUAAUCUGCCCAAAAAGUCCCACCAUGCAAACUCUCCUACUGCAGGUGCUGCUAAAUCCAGUCCAGCUUCUAAACCGGGAUCAACACCUUCUCGCCCAUCUUCAGCAAAAAAGGCUGCACCGAGCAGCUCAGCAUCCAAAUCAGAUAAAGAUUUGGAAACUCAAGUCAUACAGCUCAGUGAACAGGUACAUUCAUUAAAACUUGCACUUGAAGGAGUGGAGAAGGAAAGGGAUUUCUACUUUGGCAAAUUAAGGGAGAUUGAACUUCUCUGCCAAGAACACGGGGGAGAGAAUAAUGACCUUGUCCAUCGGCUAAUGGAAGUCCUCUAUGCUUCAGAAGAACACGAGAGCCACACAGAGGAGCAUGAAGGCGAAGAGCAGGUCCACGAACAGCCCCAGCAGCAGGAGGAGUACUGAUUCACGCAGCAUCUCUGACAAUUUUCAUUUUGUGUGAGAACUUUCUUCUGGAGAAUGGAACAUGUGUGGCCUCAAACUUGAAAUCAGUUCACUCCCAGUCUGCCAUUAACAUUUAUGUACCAUAGUGAGUGCCAGCCAACCACUGCAUUCUGUACCCAUACUUUGCCAAGAUGCGUUUGCAGAAGUCUUCUUUCAGUGUAUCCUCCCGAGAGGCUGUAGGGCUACAUCACCUACUGUACAUCACUGCAACUUUACCACUUGGCUGCUUGAGAUUUGUUCUGCUCUUUAAGAAAAUAUAUAUAUUUAUUUUUUUUUCUUUUUGUCUUAAGUAUGAUACACUUGUAACUUGUUCUAACAUAUUUAUAUUGGCAUUUUGUGUGGCAAGAAGUACCGUACCACUAGCUGUGUCUCUCACUUUUGUGGUGCUUUGGCAUUUUCUUGUACGUCUGCCCUGAGGCAUAAAUUUGGUCAAACAAUUGGAAUAAAGGGAUACAGUGGAAGUCAUGUUCAAGCCAUAACGAUGAGAUGUGUUGUGGAGGAAAAUGCUCGUGUUGCUCACGUUUGUUCCUUUCCUGCCUUUACCAAAUGGGAGGCAAGGCAUCUGUUUCACUAGGAGAGACUUAAAACCUUGUGUUAGAAAGCUGCAUGGUAUGUUUUUUGGCUUAAUUCUGGAGGACAGACAUCCACUUAAGUUCUUCAAAACCCUCCCAGUUUCUUGACUAGUCAAUAGACAUUUCCUAGCUUUUCUUCCUUCCUGAUGAACUCUGUCCCAGCCUGCAGCUGCAGCUCCGCCUCCACAGGGCACAGUGCUGAUGGAGGUGCAGAAAUCUCCUUGACACAAGUGUAGCUGCAGGACACCAUCUCUGCCAUCACACUUGGCUCCGCACCCUCAGAAGAGGACAAAGUAGGGCAACUGUUUCCUUCUGCUCUGCUGCCCCGACACAAGCAUGGAUGAGGAAACCAACCACAGAACCAGCCCUGAAAACCUCCCAGCCCCCUAGAAGUGGUGAUGAGCACCUUGUGGGUGCCGAGGCUGCUUCUGAAGCACGAAGAGGAGUCAAGGAGUCCUCCUUGAGGUGGUGUGCCCAUCCAACUGGCCAGGGGCACCGCACUUGGCUGAGUCCUCCAGUGAAGCCAGCAUGCUGCACAAAUGCAUCAAACCUGGAGGUGCCUGUGGUGAGAGUGCUCCCUUCCAGAACGGUCUCUGCUACCCUGUUCUAAAGGAUGGUAUUUUAUCAACAGAAAUAUCUUGAAGUGUACAAAGCAUUCCUUGUUUUUAUUGUGGAACUGUGCAUUCUGGUUGCUCUGAGUAUUUUAUGCUUGGUAUUCUUGGCCUCUCAAUUUUCUGAAUUCCAAAUUUUCCUCUAGUUAAGCAGGUACUUGGGAGUCCCAGCUCAGUCUGCAGUCAUUGAAAAGUUCAAAAGCCCAUAGAACAGCAGAAUCACCUUAGGUCUAAAGCUAACCUAACCUCAAGCUCAGGUUCCCAGCUGAUGCUUCCACAGAAAGGGUUUUAAUGAAUCAGCCCCCCAACACACACACACACACACACACACACACACACACACACACACACUCGCAUGCGGCUUUCUAUUCCCAAGAAAUCUUUUGCAGCUAAGUGGCUCUGAGUGAAAUGUGACAACGCUGCUGUUGUGCUGCGCCGCAGGCAAUAUAUAGAAUACUGCUAGACAUUAGAACAGGUAUUUCAGUUCCCUUGAUCACUCCCCCUGCCCCGCAGGAGAGUUUUGGACCAUCCGGAUUGAGGGUUUCCUGGCUGUGCCUCCAGCACCAGCCCGGUGACACCAAAAGUGCUGCAACCAACAACAGGGCAGUGCUUCCCUUCCUGAUUUUGAUUGGGUACAAGUAAGAUCUGGUGUAUAAAAAUGCAUAUUUUCCAAAGGAAUUAUUUCCGGGAAUCACCACAGAUGGGGGAAUUGUCAUUUUCAUUGUAUUUGUGUUUAUUAGAACAUAUGUACUUAUUACAAUUGUCAUUGUAAUAAACAGUAGUUCUUCAUAA